AUGGCAUCGCCAUCAUCAUUGAUGGUAAAGCAAUUGCUCAAACUAUUCGUUCUGAGAUUGCUUCUGAAGUCCAACGUCUUUCAGAAAAGUAUGGCAAGUGUAUCUGUGUGCAUGUACAGAAAUUUCUGUAUUUAUCUGACGGAUGUAGCUGAAGCUGAGGUCCAUGAGCUAAAUGCUAAUCCUGAUGUACAUGCAUGUCUUGUUGAUCCUUCUAUUUAUUUUCUUUGGUAUUCUCUCUGUUCAGGUUGCCUUUCCUGUUAUCAAUUGUUUGUUGUUCUUGUUCAGGUACAUCCAACUACAGAGGACAGAAUAUCAGCUGGAACAAAGAAGAAGCUUGCAUCACCUGUGACAAAAUCUUCAAGCAUUUCCACUCCGACGUCAAAACCGACACCAGCCUCCAAGGUCAUUUCUUCAUCUCAAACAUCAGUGAAGAAGGUGAAUGGGGUGUCAUAUCAAAGAAGCAGCAAUGCUCCUGUUGCACAAGGCAAUAAAUUACUUUCUAGAUCACUCAUUUCACCUUCUCAAUCCUCGAUAAAAAAGUUGAAUGGUUCAACAUUGCAAAGGAGCAAAAAUUCUUCCACACUAGAGAACAAGAGGAUAGCUCCCACAUCAUUGCACAUGUCUCUCAGUCUAGGUCCACCAAAUUCUACAGCUUCUACUAAUACAAUGAGAAAAUCUUUGAUCAUGGAGAGAAUGGGGGAUAAGGACAUUGUCAAGCGAGCGUUUAAGGCAUUCCAAAGCAGUUUCAACCAAGGAAAACCCGAAGUAGAUACGAGAUAUAGUGGAUCAAAGAAGGUAUUGCCUAAAGGAUCAGAGCAAAAGAUUUCAGCUUCUCCGACUCCUAAAAAGGAGGUUGAAAGAUUAACGAAGACCAAUGACCACCCAAUAUAG
Solanum verrucosum is the source of this 891-nucleotide messenger RNA. RefSeq names its product flocculation protein FLO11-like. The record is from RefSeq and is a predicted model, not a curated record. The transcript has 6 exons. Bases 1 to 891 code for a protein of 296 amino acids. Lineage: Eukaryota; Viridiplantae; Streptophyta; Magnoliopsida; Solanales; Solanaceae.